Messenger RNA from Diospyros lotus (date-plum), 3101 nucleotides. Its product is annotated as GBF-interacting protein 1-like. Lineage: Eukaryota; Viridiplantae; Streptophyta; Magnoliopsida; Ericales; Ebenaceae. Bases 375 to 2969 code for a protein of 864 amino acids. The transcript has 10 exons. The record is from RefSeq and is a predicted model, not a curated record. Gene Ontology annotation, molecular function: protein binding.
CCGAUUUCAAAACCCUCGCUCCCAUUUCCAAACCUCUUUGUCUCUCUCUCUCUUCUUUCUCUUUGUCUCGGCCGUUCUCUCUUCUGAAUGCGAACUGCUUCAAGCUCGCUUUGCUUGGUUCCCAAACCCUAAUCAUCACCGUCUUUUGACUCUUUGCACCGUCAAUCGCCUUUCAAUCUGGCCAGUCCCUUUAACUUUUGAUUCCCUGUUUCUCUCGCCGUAUAUUCAUUUCAUACAUCGUACAUAUAUAUAUAUAUAGAUAGAUAGAUAGAGAGAGAGAGAGAGAGAGAGAGAGAGAGAGAGAGAGAGAGAGAGAGAGAGAUAGAUACAUACAUCUAAGUGGGGUUCAAUCGCGUUUCGGUGCUUCGUUGGAGAUGGUCGCUGGCGGGCGAAGCGAAGGCGGGGCUCAGAUUCUCUCUGCCGGCGUCCGGAAAACCAUUCAAUCCAUCAAAGAGAUCGUGGGCAAUCACUCGGAUGCUGAUAUUUAUGUGGUUCUCAAGGAGACCGACAUGAAUGCCGACGAGACAGCUCAGAAGUUGUUGAACCAGGAUCCAUUUCAUGAGGUGAGGAGAAAAAGAGACAAGAGGAAAGAGCAUGUUCAGGUAUUGCCUCAGAAUAUAGGGUACAAAGGUGUGAUGGAGUCUCGGAAAUCUAGUGAGCAGGCAGCUCCAGAGAAGAAAUUUAGCACAUCUAGUCGUGGAGCUCAAAGAGUAGGCUAUACUCGGAAUGGUACAACUGUUGCAGGGGGCAACAGGGAAUUUCGUAUUGUAAGAGACAACCGAGUAAACCAAAGUAUCUCUAGGGAGAUGAGGCCUCCUUUGCUGCCAUGUUCAACAUUGUCCACUGAGCAACUGAUCUCUCAUGUUUCUGUAAAGGGUUCAACCGGGAUUUCUGACAAUCCAAAUUCAUCUGGAUCUGAAGUUAUGCAAACUGUUUCAAACCCUAGGCACUCCCAGGAUACCAAUUCAAGCAGCACUACUAGGAAAGAAUUACAGGAGAAGGAGCCAGUAGUUCCAUCUGCUGUUACACAGUUGCAAGGAUCUAACCCACAUUCUCAACCACAAUUUGCAACUCUGGCAUCUAACCACUCAGUCAUAGGGUUGUACUCAUCUUCUUCAGAUCCUGUUCAUGUCCCAUCUCCUGACACAAGAUCUGCUGCUAAUAUUGGUGCUAUUAAGCGUGAACUUGGGGCAGUAGGUGUUCGCCGUCAGUCUUCUGAAACUUCAGGGAAACCUUUGCCUGCACAAAACAGUUCUCUCUCAAAGUCCCAUCUGGGAAAGGAUGCUUCCUCUUCUAGAGAAUCAGUUCGAGCUUCCACUAGAAAUGACCAACCCUAUCAAACUACUUUAACUGAAUCUGUUGUUCCCAGCACGUCGAUCAGCAGAUCUUUCUUGAGCAAUCAGUAUAAUAGCAGACCACAUCAACAAAUUGUGGGUCAUCAGAAAGCCUCCCAGCCUAAUAAGGAGUGGAAGCCAAAAUUGAGUCAAAAGUCAAGCGCAAAUGGUCCUGGAGUUAUUGGAACACCAGCGAAAUCUGUUCUGGAUUGUCCCACUGAAAGUUCCCAGGAUUUGGAAUUUGAUGCAAUGCAGGUGCAGGAUAAGGAUAAGCCAUCACGAGUUAACAAUUUUGAGAAUCAGAAUGUCAUCAUUGCAGAGCAUAUACGAGUGAAUGAGUCUGACCGCUGUCGGUUGACCUUUGGCAGCUUUGGUUCUGUGUUUGAUUCAUCCAACAAUGUUGUAUUGGAGACCCAAACAGAUGGAAGUGCAGAAAAUUCAUCUGCAGGUCCUUCUACAAGCUUGUCAGUCUCGACUACUGACUCUUCCGGCGAGGAAACUUCUGUCAACAAACAUGUUGCUUUAUCGGAUGAUCAACUUCAGAAUUCUGGUUCUGAUUCCCCCGCAUCUGGUGCGGUGUCUGAAAAUCAAUUGCCUGAAAAGAAAGAGUCUUCAAGUCUCCAGAAUUUGGAUAGGUAUGCCAAGAUGGGCUUGGUUCAUGACAAUGGCUCAUCGUACAGUGCUUUGGUGUCACAGGAGCAGCAAGAUGCUCCUGAAUUACCAAGUUUCUCGGCAUAUGAUCCCCAGAAUGGUUAUGAUAUCCCAUAUUUCAGACCAACUAUGGACGAGACAGUCAGGGGGCAGAGCCUACCUUCUCCUCAAGAGGCCUUGAGCUCACAGACAACCAACAGUACCCCUGCAUCCACAAUAGCCAUGGUACAACAGCAGCAGCCACAAGUGGCACAAAUGUACCCCCCUGUUCAUGUUUCCCCUUUUGGCAAUCUGAUGCCAUACCGCCAGUACAUAUCCCCUGUCUAUGUUCCGCCAAUGCCCAUGCCUAGCUAUUCUAGUAAUGCUGCCUACCCUCACCCCUCAAAUGGCAGCAGUUACUUGCUGAUGCCUGGAGGGGGCUCUCAUCUCAAUGCAAAUAGCCUCAAGUACGGAAUCCAGCAGUUCAAGCCUGUUCCUGCUGGAAGUCCGACAGGGUUUGGAAACUUUACUAGUGCAACUGGAUAUGCUGUCAAUGCUCAAGGUGUUGUUGGCAGUGCAGCAGGGCUUGAAGAUGGGUCUCGGCUUAAGUACAAAGAUAACAACAUUUAUGUUCCUAAUCCGCAGGCCGAGACUUCUGAAAUAUGGAUUCAGAAUCCAAGGGAGCUUCCUGGCAUGCAGUCUGCUUCCUACUAUAACCUGCCAGGGCAAACGCCACAUGCUACCUACUUGCCGUCCCACUCCGGCCAUGGUUCAUUCAAUGCUGCUGCUGCCGCUGCUGUCGCACAAUCUUCUCACAUGCAGUUCCCAGCCAUGUACCAUUCUCCUCCACAGCAGGCUGCCAUGGCUAAUCCCCACCAUCUGGGCCCUGCCAUUGGUGGCAACGUCGGAGUCGGCGUCGGGGUGGCCGCGGCUUCUCCAGGAACCCAAGUAGGUGCUUAUCAGCAACCUCAAUUGGGUCAUCUCAACUGGACAACAAACUUCUGAAAGAGAGUGAGUGCCAAUUAUAGGGCCUAAUCUUAUGGAGGGACUGAAGGUUAGCUGCAAAAAGUUUUCUUUGUGAAAGGAGAAACCUCAUUGCAUUUCCUAGUUAAUGCAUCAAAGUUGCUUUUAAUAUUA